GACGCGAGUGUGAAUGCGAGUGCGGGAGUUUCAAGACGCGCGCGAAGCUGCGGACUGUGCAAUCGGAAGUGGAGCGAGCUUGAAAGCAAACAAGACGGCGCGUGUCGGAGUGUUUAUAAUACAAACGUUGUUUUCAAAUACAAACGUUGUUUUUUUCAAAACACAAAAAUCCCCAGCGGGCCGGAGGAGUGGGGUCACCUCUUUUGCAUGCCCGACAUUUGCACCUUGGAUGCCGCGGGAAAAAAACCAGUGCGAUUUGAGCAACAGGUGGCGAAUGGAUCGUGUCGAUGGGCGACGGGAUUUGGCGAAAUUGUGCGGAUAGACUCUGACAUAGGCCCACUAAUAUUAUUAUUAUUAUAUGGCCAAAAGGGGUCAGGCUGUGUGCGCGUGAGGAAAUUGAAUUGACUUGGCCACCGCCGCCGCCGCCGCCAGUCCGAAAUCGAAAUCAAAAUCUGUGUCGCAAAUGUGGCACUAAUAAAUUAUCGCACAUUCGCACUCGCGAGUGCUUCAUUAAUGCAGAAAUCGCAAAUGAAGGAGAAUAUCUAGUUUGCAGCGGCUGCGUUUGUUUAACUUUGCCAUAAACGUGACCAAAUUUCCAAUUGCCGCGUGGAUCACCCCAAAUAAUAGGAGUCAACAUAAAUAGCAAGCAACAGGGAGCCACGCUUCGCGGAGCAGCGCACAAAGAAGAAGAACGCCAACUCCGUGGCCUAUAAAUAUCCGUCUUCAAAAUUACUAAAUCCAAUUGCAGUCCAAUUAGCAGCCGAGCGCCAAUGAAGCGCCAGUAGAAGAGUAAAACACCGCCGACAGGAAAAAGGAAACAACCAAGAACGUAAUUAACCAGGAGCAACCAGGAGAUUCGGGGAGGUGGGGCAAUGCAAACUCAACAAAAAUGUUGCAUCUCCUCGAAGGAUCAACAACUGCUGCCAAGGACUCUGUCGCACAAAGGGGAACCCUCAUCACAACCGCCAACCAAUUCCAUUUAAAUUAAGAGCCACGCGAAAAAGGACGCAGGACAUCUUUACGCGAUUCCCGCCACCGCGUAAUGUUUGCGCACCCCUGUCCGCCGCCAGCUGGAAUCUACCAAUCGGGAUUGCAACACCCAGUGCCACAGCUCAUCCUUGUCAUCCUACUCGCUUCCAGCCACUUCCGGCCGACUGAUGGUGAGGUCUUCACAUUGGGCUAUCUCACCGCUUCGCAACGGCGUCCCGGAAACCUGGACUACAACCGACCCGGACUCACCAUCUCCGGCGCCAUUUCGCUGGCGGUGGAGGAGGUGAACGCCGGUCGUCUCCGGGAUCUUGGGCACUCGCUGCAGUUCGUGGUGGCCGAGACGUAUGGCGAGGAGGUGGUCAGCAUCCGGCAGACGGCUGCCUUGUGGACGCAGCAGGUGGCCGCCUACAUUGGUCCCCAGGAAACCUGCGUUCACGAGGGUCGCAUGGCAGCCGCUUUUAAUCUUCCAAUGAUAUCCUACUACUGCACCCAUCGGGAUCCCUCAAACAAGGCUGAUUUUCCCACCUUUGCCAGGACUCGACCGCCAGACACUCAAAUCUCCAAAUCCGUGGUGACCCUUCUGUUGGCCUUCAACUGGACGCAAGUGAGCUUUCUCUACUUGGAUGACGCCAGUGGACAAUACCAACCCGUGGCUGAGACCAUCCUGAGCACUCUGACUGAGGCAGGGGUAACCAUCCGGGACAUUCGCACCUGGAACACCAUCUACCACCACGGAUUCAUGGACAAUCCUUUCGAGACGCUGGUGGAUCAAACCUUUGCCAACACGAGGAUCUACCUCAUCCUGGGCCACUACUACGAGCACGUUGGCCUGAUGGUGAGCCUCCAGAGACGAGGACUCCUGUCGGAAGGCGAAUACUUUGUGGUGGGCAUCGACAUCGAGCAGUACGAUCCGGCCAAGCCCGAAAAGUAUCUGCGAGGACUUCUCCUGGAGGAUGUGGAGCCGCUCGCCGUGCUGGCCUUCCAGUCCUAUCUGGCCAUUCUGCCCACUGCGUCCGCGUCCUUUGCCACUUUUGCCAACGAGGUUUGUCCGCUGACAGGUCGUGACAGUGAUGUGAUUGAUGCGCUGCAUCCGCCAUCAUCUCGCCUCAUAAUUGUCGGGCCUUUCGCCACAUUGACCACACACAUUCUGACCCUCAUUUCGUCUUGCUUUCAGGUCAACAAAUACAUGGAGCGACCGCCAUUUAAUUUCCCCAAUCCUGUGGGUCGCUUCGGAGGCGCAAAGCAGAUAAGCGCCGAGGCAGCGUAUCUGUACGAUGCCGUGCAUCUGUAUGCCAAGGCCUUGAUGGAAGUCCUGGAUUCCGGCGGGCGGCCCAAAAACGGCAGCGCCAUUGUGGCGGCCAUCAAGGGCUCGCGAUAUCGCAGUGCCAUGGGCUAUCACGUCUACAUCGAUGAGAACGGCGAUGCGGCAGGGAACUAUACAGUAUUAGCCAGGGGAACGGUGCGGAAUGGUCGCAACCAGACGGUCCUGGGCCUGCGACCCGUGGGCACCUUCAUCCACCGGAACAACAGCUUCAGCAGCAUCAGCAAGGCGAUGCCCGAUCUCAAGCUCUUCAGUCCUAUCGACUGGGUGGGUGGCUCUCGACCAGCAGCUGCUCCUCGUUGCGGAUUUGCCGGCGAGAAGUGUGUUAAUUACACUGGCGAAAUUUCAGCAGCCAUUGCCGGGGGAGUCCUGCUCCUGUUGAGCUUAGUUUCCCUCGUCCUUUACCGCAACUGGCGGUACGAGCAGGAGCUGGACAGCCUGCUCUGGAAAAUCGACUUCCGUGAGGUUCAGAUCCACGAGAACGAGCGGGAGCAGCAGAGUCAGAAGCAGACGCGCUCCACCCAUCCGCUGAUCCGCACCAGCCAGGUGAGCCUGAGCUCCAACCCGGACGCCGAUUUCCGCUACACGACAAUCUUCACGCCCAUCGGUCUGUACAAAGGUCAGCUCUAUGCCAUCAAGAAGGUGCGCAAGAAGAGCGUGGACAUCACGCGCGAGAUGAAGAAGGAGCUCAAGCUGCUGCGAGAUGCCCGGCAUGACAAUAUAUGCGCCUUUAUAGGCGCCUGCACGGAUCCGCCGAACAUCUGCAUCAUUAGCGAGUAUUGCACCCGCGGAAGUCUUAAGGACAUUCUGGAGAACGAGGACGUCAAGCUGGACAACAUGUUCAUUGCCUCCAUGGUGGCCGAUAUUAUACGCGGCGUCAUCUAUUUGCACGACUCGCCCAUUCGAUUCCACGGCGCCCUGUGCACCUCCAACUGCCUGGUGGACUCCCGUUGGGUGGUCAAGCUGACGGACUUCGGCCUGUUUGCCUUCAAGCAGGGCAUCGAGGACAGCUCCACGGAUAUGCAGCACAUGUCGGCCAAGUGUCUCAAACUCCUUUAUAGAGCUCCAGAGCUCCUGAGACAGGGUCCAUCCUCCUUGGUAAUGGGAACCCAGCGCGGAGAUGCCUACUCCUUUGGCAUCCUGCUCUACGAGAUGCAUGUGCGCAAGGGACCCUUCGGGGAGACGGGUCUCUCCCCCAUGCAGUGUCUGCAGAAGGUCCUCCAGCCGCAGGACCAACUGCAUCCCUACAGACCAUCGCUACAGCCACUGGAAACCGCUUUCGAUUGCGUGAGCGAGUGUCUGAGGGAAUGUUGGGCCGAGAGACCAGAGGAUCGGCCAGACUUCAAAACCAUUCGCACGAAAUUGAGACCUCUGCGGAAGGGAAUGCGUCCGAAUAUUUUCGACAACAUGAUGGCCAUGAUGGAGAAGUAUGCCAACAAUCUGGAGGCACUCGUCGACGAUCGAACGGAUCAGUUGCAGGAGGAGAAAAAGAAGACCGACGCCCUGCUGCACGAAAUGCUGCCACGUUGUGUGGCAGAUCAGCUGAAGAAGGGUCACAAGGUUGACCCCGAGCACUACGAGCAGGUCAGCAUCUACUUCAGCGACAUCGUUGGAUUCACAGCCAUGUCGGCGGAGUGUACACCCUUGCAGGUUGUGGAUUUCCUCAACGAUUUGUACACCUGCUUCGACUCCAUCAUUGGACACUAUGAUGUCUACAAGGUGGAGACCAUUGGCGAUGCCUAUAUGGUUGUUUCGGGGCUUCCCUUGAGGAACGGCGAUCUCCAUGCUGCCGAAAUAGCCACCAUGUCGUUGCACUUGCUCAGCGCCGUUUCUGAGUUUAAAAUCCGACAUCGACCCACCAAUCGAUUGCUCCUAAGGAUUGGCAUCCAUUCGGGUCCAGUUUGUGCUGGAGUUGUGGGUUUGAAGAUGCCAAGGUAUUGCCUCUUUGGAGACACUGUGAACACAGCUUCACGAAUGGAAUCCAGUGGUGUUCCCUUGAAGAUCCACUGCAGUUGGCAGUGUCGACAGCUUUUGGACAGACUGGGUGGCUAUCACUUUCAGGAGCGCGGAGUCAUUUCCAUGAAGGGCAAAGGUGAACAGAGAACUUACUGGCUUUUGGGUGAAGAUGAGGAGGCGAGAACAAGGCGAACCUACGAAAGAUCCCAGAGAAGGGGAUCCAGGGCUCUAAACAAGUUCAUCCAAGGAACCAUCAAACAAGCCCAAGAACAAUCCAAUGAAUACGGAAUACGUUCCUCGCUGAAGCAAAAGAAUCUCCCGCGAAAUUCGUUGACUCGCUCCUCCAGUCUUGAAUCGCCCAAGAAGUUGAGAUUUGCUGCUGGAAGUCUCCUAGAGCAUCAUCGUUAUCAUAGUGAUGAAGCUCUACUCGAGGUGGAUUCCUAUACAGGAUUACGUCGUUCUUCGGGAGGAUCCACUCAAUCGCGUUAUGAAGAGACCACACUUUCGCUAACUUUGUCCUGCCAAAGCAUCGAGGUCCUGGCUGGCCAUCAAAACAAACGGCGACCCUCCUCAUAUCCCACUGCCAAUACACCGCUGCUGAUGAACCACGUGGAAGUUUAGAGCGGAUAACUAGUACUUAUAAAAAAACAAAACCCAACUACAGGGAUAUUAGUGGAAUUUGUGUUCAGUAUGUCUAGCCAAGUAUUUGUAUCGCUUUUAGUGUCCGUAAUUGUAAUAUUAAUUGUGGUAACUGUAGCAUCAGCAUAUUGUGAGAGUGAUUAUAAAUCUAGUCGUUGUUUACACACAUUCAUGCGCUAACCUAAAGCAAAUUAAAUUAGUCAAUAACCUAAACUAAACGAUAUGAAUAAAGAGUAAACAAGAGAGA
Messenger RNA from Drosophila ficusphila, 5153 nucleotides. Its product is annotated as speract receptor. The coding region runs from base 1043 to 4888 and encodes 1281 amino acids. Gene Ontology annotation, biological process: receptor guanylyl cyclase signaling pathway; cGMP biosynthetic process; intracellular signal transduction. Gene Ontology annotation, molecular function: protein kinase activity; guanylate cyclase activity; ATP binding. The transcript is spliced from 14 exons. The record is from RefSeq and is a predicted model, not a curated record. Lineage: Eukaryota; Metazoa; Arthropoda; Insecta; Diptera; Drosophilidae.